CUAGUACGCUGACACUGGCUGCCACGUGCAGCCGCGUGUCUGCGCGUAUCAGGCCAUGACCGGCUGUUUAGACCCAAGCAUUUCCAAGUUCUCAAGAGAAGAUAACCCGGGCGCGCAAGCACGCCGGGAGGCCGGCCAGCCGGCCGAAGCAGGACAUAGCCCAUUCUGUGUGCCCUACCCCCAUGCUAGCGGUUGCUUCCCCCGUCGCAGGCUUGACCUCUUACCUCCGUCUUUCCACUGUAUAGGCAUUCUACCACCCCAAUAAUUAUCUAGCUAUACUUGUUAGGUACAGAGUUUGCAACAAACGCUUGAAAUUGGCCACAGACGUUUGCAUCUUCGUUGUGGAGGGUCAUGGGGAAGAAGCGCGCUUAUGACGAUGACGAUGAGGAUGGAGGUGCCGAGGAGGAAGAGGAUCUGGACCUAGAGGACGAAGACGCCUCGGGCUCAGACGGGGAGGAUGCGGGCAAAAAGAAGAAGCGCCGCGUCUCUGCCUUCGUGGACGAAGCAGCUGAGGAGGAUGACGAGGAGGACGAUGACGAUGAAGGAGGCAAACCAAAGAAGAAGAACCGCUCGGUGUUCAUUGAUGAUAUUGCCGACGUGGAUGAUGAAGACGAAGAGGAAGAAGUCGAGGAGGACGCGGAGGACCUGAUUGAUGACCGCGACGUGGAGAUUCCGGACGCUAACACGGCGCCGCUGAACUACCGGCGGAUCAACCGCGAGGAGGACAACGCGCAGGAGGAGGACAUCCUGCGCCGCAUCGAGGAGCGCUACAAAGACUACCAGGGUGAGGACAUCCCGGACACGGCGGACACGGGCGUGGUGGGCCAGCAGGGCCUGCUGCCCACGCCCAACGACCCCAAGCUGUGGCUGGUGACCUGCAAGGUCGGCCACGAGCGCGAGGCGGUGGUGCAGCUGCUGCAGAAGUGCUACACCAUGGCGGAGCGGGGCACGCCGCUGCGCAUUAUGUCGGCGGUGGCGCUGGACCAUCUGCCGGGCUUCAUCUACGUGGAGGCGGCCAAGGAGAGUCAUGUGAUGGACGCCAUCCGCGGCCUGCGCACCGUGUACAUCGGCAGGGGCGCCAAGCUGGUGCCACUGAACGAGAUGGUGGACGCCGUCACCGUGAACAAGAAGGCCAAGGACGACAUGGCCCGCGACACGUGGGUGCGUGUGCGCAGCGGCCUGUACAAGGAUGACCUGGCCCGGGUGGUGGAGGUGGACAGCGUGGCGGGUCGCGCAGUCGUCAAGCUGCUGCACCGCCUGGACUUCAACCAGAUGGCCAACAGGACUGAGGAGCAGCGAAAGAAGAACCCCUUUGGCCGGGCGCCCACGGUGCGGCCAUCGGCCAAGGUGUUCAACCCGGAAGAGGCGCGUGUGGCGGGUCUGCUGGUGCAGCGCCUGCCAGCUGAGCAGGGCAUGCCGUGCUACCAGGUGCUGUCCCACAAGUUCGUGGGCGGGUACCUGGAGCGCCGCGUAGGCAUUAAGACGCUAACGGUGCUGGACACGCUGCCGGGCCUGGAGGAGGUGGCGCGCUUUAACGCCGCCGCCUCCACCGGCGAUGACGACGCGCCCGCCACCGACUUGUCCUCGCUCAUGGCCACGCUGCCCACGGACGGCACGGCCGCCACCAAGGGCACGUUCAUGAAGGGCGACACGGUGCGCAUCGUGAAGGGCGACCUGGAGAACCUCACGGCGCGCGUGACGGGCGUGUCGGCGGACGGCACCAAGGUCACGGCGGUGCCAGACAUCAAAGGCUUCGGCGAGGAGGUGGAGUUUGACAUGGAUGAGCUGGCCAAGGUGUUCGAGGUGGGCCAGCGUGUGCGUGUGCUGGCGGGCCAGUACGGCGGCGACACGGGCAUGGUGGUGCGCGUGGAGGAGACACUGUGCUACCUGAUCUCCGACACCACCCGCGAGGAGAUCAAGGUGUUCGCACGCGACCUGACGGAGAGCGAUGUGGUGGCCAGCGGCAUAGAGAUGCUGGGCGAGUACCAGCUGCACGACCUGGUGCAGAUCAACCAGAACACGGCGGGCGUCAUCGUCAAGAUUGAGAAGGACGCGGCAAGGGUGCUGACUUCCAACGGCACGCCCGACCAGCCCGAUGUGCGGCUGUGCCGGCUGCCUGACAUCCAGCGCAAGGUCACGUUUAAGCAGAAGCCCAUCACCCAGGACCAGGGCGGGAACCAGGUCAAGGAGAAAGACUGGGUGAUUAUGCUGAACGGCCGUAUGAAGGAGCGCGGCGGCAGCGUGGCUUUCAUCUGGCGCGGCACGCUGUUCCUGCACUGCAAGGAUGUGACGGAGAACGGCGGAUACGUGGCGGUGCGCUCCUUCGCCACGCGCCUGCGCGGCGCACCGGGCGGCAGCGGCGGCGGCGGCAACAGCGCACGCGCCUCGGCCAUCCUUGGCGGCACGCCCGGCAGUGUGCGCUCCACGCCUGGCAGCGUGGGCCCCUCGCCCGGCGGCAGCGGCUAUGGUGGCAGCUGGGCGCGCUACACGCCCGCCUCGCCGCGACCGGACGACCCCAGCAGCGGGAACGCUGGCAGCUCCGGCAGCAUCGGCGCAGACGGCAAAUUCCAAAUGGCGCUGCCGCAGCGCGGCGGCGGCAUGCAGGGCGGGCCAGGCGGUGGGCGGGGGCCGGGCGGCGCGGGCCAGUUCAGCGGGCGCUCCUUUCACGCGCAGGCGCACUCGCAGUACGUGGGCAAGGUGGUGCGGGUGACCAAGGGGCCGUACAACGGCUACCGCGGCCGCGUCAAGCAGCAGACGGCCACGCACGUGCAGCUGGAGUUGGAUGCUGUGGCGGGCCGGCCGGUGACGGUGCCCAUGGAGUACGUGCAGCUGGGCGACGUGCCCCGCAGUGGCACCAUGGCGGCGGCGGUGUCCGCAGAGGGCGGCUACCGCGCUGGCCCCAGCGGCGGCGCUUACGCCGGCGGGCGCGGCGGCCCCAGCGACAACCGCUACCCGCCACAGACGCCGGCGCACCCGGGCAUGCAGACGCCCGCGCACUACUCCAUGACGCCCGCCCACCCGUCCAUGACCCCCGCGCACGCGCCUUACACGCCCGCGCACGCGCCGUACACGCCAGCACACCACACCAGCGGCGAGAACGACGACUAUUACGGCGACGAGCUGCCGGGGCGGCACCAGCCCAUGACCGCGCCCACGCCCGGGUACGGCGGCACCGCGCACACGCCGCAGCAGCAGGCCUACACGCCGGCGCUGACGCCGCAGGGCUACACGCCUCAGGAGCCCAUGCACGCGCCCACGCCGGCCGACCACCACCACCACGGUGUCGCCGGCACGCCCAACCUGGCGCCCACGCCCGGCCUGGCGCGGACGCCGUACCUGCCCGCACCCACGCCAGGCGUAGAUGCAGCGCCUACGCCAGGCGGAGGGCACUACGAGGCAGGGUACACGCCCGGCACAAACGCUGCGACGGGCACGCCGGGCCUCACGGCCCCCACGCCCGCCAACGCGUACACGCCAGCGUUCACGCCCUCCGGGCACGCCUACACGCCCGGGACACCGGGUCUGGAGGCGGGGACGCCGGCGGUGGUGGGCGUGGUGGAGGACUUCGGCACGUGGGCCAGCAUCCUGGUGCAGGUGCCCGGCAGCGGCCGGUACGCCGUGGUGCGCGCGGCCGGGUCGGACGGCACCUGCAGCGUGCAGCCGGGGAACUACGCGCCGGACAGCGGCUUCAGCGCAGACGCCUCCGCGGCGCUCGAGACUCAUGACGCGCGGGCUCUGGCGGUGGUGCGCCCGUCAAAGCGCGACAAGGUCAAGGUCAUCAAGGCGGAGAGUCAGGACGUGCUAGGCGUGACAGGCACGCUCAUUGGUAUUGACAAUGCCGACGGCAUCGUCAAAUGCGACGUUAGCAACGACAUGAAGAUUCUAGACAUGACCUUCCUGGCGAAGGUGGUGGCGUGAGAGGGAUGCGCAGGGAGGGCCGGCGCAGAGUAAUGUGUUGCUGGGGAUAGGCAGUGCUAGGGCUUGCCGAUGUAGGCUUCUCGCCUGUCGUGUGCAGGCGCUGAUGUCUCCCAUGUGUGGGUACGCCUUACUGCGCUACCAGGCCUGGUAGGCGUCACCGCUUAUGUUGGGAUUGGCGUACAAUAGUAUAGGCGCUGGCCGAGAGAGUUUCUAAGGGCCGAAGGAACUGCGAGUGCGCGAGCGGGCGGGGCCACAGACUGGCAAGGGCAAGUUGAUGAAGGUGAGUCCCCCGUGCAGAUGCCGGGAGUAACGGACAGCUGCCACGAUCUCCACGCUGCAGACGUCAUGCCCAUCGCGUGCCGCGUUUCUAUGAAAGUUGUUCGUCAUCGCACCAACCGUCGACAGCGCUGCCCGCCGAAACCGGUGCCGCGUCGACCAAUUCGUGCGGCUGUGGGCUGUGUGCCAAUGAUUGAAGUACAGUUUGAGUGUUCAGACUCUUGCCCCAGGCUAUUCUGCUGGUAGGACGCCCUGACGCGCGGCGGUGGGCAAUGUUGACAAAUUUGUUAGCGGAACGGCCAAUGGCGGUUUCGGUCCAUUGGGAAUCAAGCUAUGUUUGUAUUGUAACCAAGAACAAAA
Messenger RNA from Chlamydomonas reinhardtii, 4554 nucleotides. RefSeq lists its product as uncharacterized. The transcript has 17 exons. Gene Ontology annotation, biological process: regulation of DNA-templated transcription elongation; regulation of transcription by RNA polymerase II; transcription elongation by RNA polymerase II. Gene Ontology annotation, molecular function: mRNA binding. The record is from RefSeq and is a predicted model, not a curated record. NCBI's taxonomy places the organism in Eukaryota, Viridiplantae, Chlorophyta, Chlorophyceae, Chlamydomonadales, Chlamydomonadaceae. Gene Ontology annotation, cellular component: DSIF complex. The coding region runs from base 352 to 3918 and encodes 1188 amino acids.